CCUGCGCAAGGCGAUGCUCAGCCGCAGUGCAUUGUGGGAAUCAGCUGUUCCGGCGAAAGGGCAAGCGAGAGACUCUACGACCGCCACAACACGAGAUAAUUAUGGCCUCGAAAUUAGCCAAGCCGAGCCUCCUCAAGAAUGUUGUGAAUCGUGGCUAUGCAGCCCAGGCAGCCGCACAGCAGUCCUACAACCUUCCCACUCAGGACGUGAAGGUGACCACCCUCCUUCGGGUGCUGUUGUUGCUUCCCUUGAGAACAACGCUCCAGUUUCCCGUGUGGCUGUCCUCUUCAAAGCUGGUUCUCGCUAUGAGACUGCACCCAACAAGGGGCGGCCACAUGCUGAGGAUCAGAAGACAACUACACGAAAUACCGGAGACCAGUUUGAGUUUAUGAAGGAUAAUGUCUAUAAAGAUCAACUUGGAGAAGUCCACAUAGCCACUGAAACAACUAAAUUGGUUCCCCAUCAAGCGAGGUUCCCGACAAGGUUGUGUGAUAUCAACCUGACCUCCUUAAUUGUACUCUGA
Molecule: messenger RNA, 523 nt
Organism: Penaeus monodon (black tiger shrimp)
Lineage: Eukaryota; Metazoa; Arthropoda; Malacostraca; Decapoda; Penaeidae
Exons: 5
Coding region: 14-523 (169 amino acids)
Source: RefSeq, a predicted model, not a curated record